AUGUCUGACUGGGAGGAGGAAGAUAAUGGACCCCCUGCAAGCCAGUCAUGGGCGCCCCCAUCACAGCAGCGCUAUGACAGCCGGGAGUCCUUUCGGUUUGGAGAAAGGGCGUCGGAGUCUCGGAGCUAUCAGAGGGAUGAGGGUGAAGGUGGAGGGCGAUGGAUGAGGGAUAAGGGUGACGGUAGAGGUUGUGGCUGGGAGAGAGUAGCAGAGGGAGGCCCAGGGGGCUCUGGCACAUGGAGCCGGGAAUUCCGGAGGAGAGACCCCGAGUCGGGCUCCGGGGGAGAGCCCAUGUGUUUUCGUCUGGACAGCUCAGUGAUCGGCCAAGUGAUCGGUCGUGGAGGAUCUAAAAUAAAAGAGCUAGAGGAAGCAUCUGGUUCAAGAAUAAAGAUUAUAAAAGAAGAUUGUGACACGGAGGUAAAGAUAUUUGGGAGCAGUGAGCAACAAGAAAAAGCCAAAGCAUUGAUCGACAUGAUUGUAGAGAAAAGUGAAAGAGGGUUUGGAUACAGGGAAAGUCGUUCUUCAAGUUCUUCGGAGUCAUCGUUUAAGGAAAGACCUGCAAUAAAUUGGUCUAAGCUUAGAGAAAAUCAAGCCAAAUAUGAAGAAAUGAAGUGGGCUGAAAUGCCUGCAAUUGAAAAGGCUUUCUACAAAGAAUCUCCAAGUGUAGCAUCAAUGUCUGCAGAAGAUGUGGAAACAUGGAGGAAGGACAACAAUAACAUUAUCUGUAAAGACUUGAAAGAUAUUGAUAAAAGGCCAAUCCCAAACCCUGUCCGCACUUUUCAAGAAGCAUUUCAUCCUUUCCCAGACGUUAUGACUGCAUUAAAAGAUGCUGGGUUUGAACGGCCUACGCCAAUUCAGUCGCAGGCAUGGCCAAUAAUUCUUCAAGGAUUAGAUCUCAUUGGAAUCGCUCAAACUGGCACUGGAAAAACACUGGCCUACUUACUACCAGGAUUUAUUCAUUUAGAUCUUCAACCGGUACCUAGAAAUGAACGUGAGGGGCCUGGUAUGUUGGUCUUGGCUCCAACUCGAGAAUUAGCCCUUCAAGUUCAGGCUGAGUGUUCCAAGUACAAAUACAAAGGAUUUAAAAGCAUUUGCAUUUAUGGCGGUGGUGACCGUAAAAGCCAAAUAAAUGUGGUUGCAAAGGGAGUGGAUAUAGUCAUUGCUACACCUGGAAGAUUGAACGACCUACAAAUGAACAAUUUUGUUACUCUAAAAAGUAUAACUUACUUGGUUUUGGACGAAGCUGACAGAAUGUUAGAUAUGGGGUUUGAACCGCAGAUAAUGAAAAUUCUGAUUGACAUUCGACCUGACAGACAAACUGUAAUGACAAGCGCCACCUGGCCAGAUGGUGUUCGUCGUUUAUCCAGAACUUACUUGAAAGAUCCGUUAAUGGUGUAUGUUGGAACACUCGAUUUGGCUGCUGUUAAUACUGUAGAUCAGAGAGUUUUGGUGAUUCCAGAAGAGGAGAAAAGAGCUUUUACUCUUCAUUUCAUUGACUCCCUAAAACCUGCAGACAAAGUGUUAAUAUUUGUUGGAAAAAAAUUGAUUGCUGAUGAUUUGGCAAGUGACUUUAGUCUUCAAGGAAUCCCUGUUCAGUCAUUACAUGGUAAUAGAGAGCAAUGUGAUAGGGAACAGGCACUGGAUGAUUUCAAGAAGGGUGCAGUGAGAAUUUUAGUAGCUACUGAUUUAGCAUCUCGUGGACUAGAUGUACAAGACAUUACACAUGUUUUAAACUUCGAUUUUCCUCGCAACAUUGAAGAAUAUGUGCACAGAGUUGGUCGUACUGGGAGAGCUGGACGAUCGGGGGAAUCUGUUACCUUGGUGACCAGGAAAGACUGGAGGGUUGCAGGAGAACUGAUUAGUAUUUUGGAACGUGCAAACCAAGAAGUUCCAGAAGAGCUGCUUGAAAUGGCAGAGAGGUAUGAACACUUUAAGAAGAAGAAAGAAAGUGAGCGAGACAUGGUGCCCCGUAAAGGCCGAUGGCGAGACGGUUAA
Molecule: messenger RNA, 1995 nt
Organism: Nanorana parkeri
Lineage: Eukaryota; Metazoa; Chordata; Amphibia; Anura; Dicroglossidae
Gene: DDX43
Product: DEAD-box helicase 43
Exons: 16
Coding region: 1-1995 (664 amino acids)
Molecular function (GO): RNA helicase activity; RNA binding; ATP binding
Source: RefSeq, a predicted model, not a curated record